AUGUCUUUUGUUCCAGUCGGCAGUGGACAGCUCUACCAACUUAUCCCGCAACAACCACAAGAACGUUUCCCACAUCCACAAAUGGACCAUUCGUCUAAUUUCAAUAUCUGUCCACCAUCAAUCAACAAUAAUAUCACUACCAACUCCGACGACAAUAAUAAUAAUAAUAUCGUCUUUGUCAAGGUGGAACCAAAUACCAGCGACACGGAUAAAUCAAUCAACAACAUCAACAACAACAACAAUCAAGCCAACUUUGAAAAGCUGAAGAACUUGGGCAUUCCAACCCCAACCUCCGCUACAACCUCCUCUACAACUAUACCAUCCAUAACAUCAAUGGACGAUUCAUUCAAUCAAUUUACUCCGAUCCUCAACAAGAACAUAUACCAUCUACAACAACAUAAUUCCAAGUCAUCAAACAUUUCUCCAACCCCAUAUAACUUCACAACCAACUCUAUGUACAACGCACAACAAGCCAGUCAGGUCGCUCCCGAGACUGGUGCCAGCUCCGAUUCACUCAUCCCAUCACCAUCCCCAUCGAGCCACUCAUUGGAGUCUUCCUCUGGCAAUGUCCUAUCAUCGCCAAUGUCCAAUAAUUCACGAGGAAUUCUCAGCAGCCCAACUGAGUUCAACUCCAACUUCGCCAACAACAAUAUAAUAAGUGCCGAGCCCCAAGUCGGGGCCAAGCCACCCAAACCCAAGCCAAACCGAUCACCGAGCUCAAUUGCCAAGAGGCGAGAGCAACACCGAGAGCACGAGCGACAACGACGUCUGAAGCAGAAGCAGAUGUUACAGACCGCAUCCGAGAUUAGAGAAGAGAAUGCCAACCUGUUGUUAAGGAUGACUCACCUCAAGAAUGAGUUGACGAUACUCCAAAACAAUUACUCCCAGAUUGCAUUCAACUAUGACGAGCUGGUAAAGAAUUACAACGUGAUGGCCACCGAGAAUAAUAACCUAAAGAAGGAGAUUAGCCAAUACAAGUACUUCACUCCAGCCAGUGUUGGAGGGCUACCAGCCAUGACACAACACUCAAUCAACACCAACACUGGUGGUCAGCCAAUGCUACCACAACAACAACUUCAACAUCAACAACAUAUACCACCAAUUCUACAACAACAACAUCAACAACAACAACUUCAACAAACACAACAACAACUUCAACAACAACAACAUCACCAACAACAACAACACAUGUAUCCAAACAUGGCCCCGAUUUCGACAUACGCUGCUCAAUCAAACACUCAGAGCCAUCUCAUUCACCAGCCUUCAAUAAUGAAGAAGGAGGCCGCCCAUCCACAAAUGCCCACCAACUUCAGUAUUGGUGGACAUCAUCAACAACAGAACCCGCACUCUGGAUCUUGA
Molecule: messenger RNA, 1359 nt
Organism: Acytostelium subglobosum LB1
Lineage: Eukaryota; Evosea; Eumycetozoa; Acytosteliales; Acytosteliaceae
Exons: 2
Coding region: 1-1359 (452 amino acids)
Source: RefSeq, a predicted model, not a curated record